Molecule: messenger RNA, 1395 nt
Organism: Miscanthus lutarioriparius
Lineage: Eukaryota; Viridiplantae; Streptophyta; Magnoliopsida; Poales; Poaceae
Source: the annotation of a GenBank genome assembly
AUGGGGAUGGGGUUGCUUCCUCUUCUUGCUGCCUGCUGCUCCCUCCUGCUCACGGUCGCAGCUCCUGCCCGGGACAUCGCCAGCGUCUGCGCUUCGCAAAUCAGUGAUUUCCCGCACCGGAAUAGCUCGGGCCUCCACCUGACGCUGCACCACCCGCAGAGCCCCUGCUCGCCGGCGCCGCUCCCGUCCGACCUCCCCUUAUCCACAGUCCUCACCCACGACGAUGCGCGCGUCGCCCACCUCGCCUCGCGUCUCGCCGCCAGUAAGACGCCGCCCCGCCGCCCGACAUCGCUCCGCAAGCCGAAGGCCGCCGGCGGCAAACUCGACGACUCCCUGGCCUCCGUACCGCUCACGCCGGGAACGUCCGUGGGCGUGGGGAACUACGUCACCGAGCUUGGCCUCGGCACGCCUGCCACCUCCUACGCCAUGGUCGUCGACACGGGCUCGUCGCUCACCUGGCUGCAGUGCUCGCCCUGCGUCGUAUCGUGCCACCGCCAGGUGGGCCCGCUCUACGACCCCAGGGCGUCCAGCACCUACGCCUCCGUGCCGUGCUCGGCAUCGCAGUGCGACGAGCUCCAGGCCGCCACGCUCAACCCGUCCGCCUGCUCCGUCAGAAACGUCUGCAUCUACCAGGCCAGCUACGGCGACAGCUCCUUCUCCGUCGGCUACCUCAGCAAGGAGACCGUCUCCUUCGGCUCCAGCAGCUACCCGAACUUCUACUACGGCUGCGGCCAGGACAACGAGGGGCUCUUCGGCCGCUCCGCGGGACUCAUCGGCCUCGCGCGCAACAAGCUCUCGCUGCUCUACCAGCUCGCGCCCAGCUUCGGCUACUCCUUCUCCUACUGCCUCCCGACGUCGGCGUCAACGGGGUACCUCUCCAUCGGGCCCUAUAACUCUGGGCAGUACUCGUACACGCCCAUGGCCUCGAGCUCUCUCGACGCCUCGCUCUACUUCGUCAUCCUGUCCGGGGUGUCGGUCGGCGGGAGCCCACUCGCGGUCUCCACGUCGGAGUACAGCAGCCUGCCCACGAUCAUAGACUCGGGCACGGUGAUCACGCGCCUGCCGACGGCCGUGUACACGGCGCUGAGCAAGGCGGUGGCCGCGGCCAUGGCAGGGGUGCAGAGCGCGCCGGCGUUCUCCAUCCUGGACACGUGCUUUGAGGGCCAGGCGUCGCAGCUGCGCGUGCCGGCCGUGGCCAUGACGUUCGCGGGCGGCGCCUCCCUCAAGCUGGCGACGCGGAACGUGCUCAUAGACGUGGACGACUCCACGACGUGCCUGGCGUUUGCGCCCACCGACAGCACGACCAUCAUCGGCAACACGCAGCAGCAGACGUUCAGCGUCAUCUACGACGUCGCGCAAUCCAGGAUCGGCUUUGCGGCAGGUGGUUGCAGCUGA